UUAUGGUUUAUAGCCCCAGUUAUAAGAGAUAACUUCCUUGUUGCAUUCACGUGACCUGUAAGCACCAUCCUAAUAGAUUAAACACGCUUUAAAAAAAAACACAUUCAGUCCUUUGAAAAGAGGCAUAUUCUGACACGUUAGAUUAUAAAGACGGAUUCGUUUAUAGGGAAUGUAGUACAUAUCAAAACACUGUAUAAGCUUGCAGUUAAUUCUAUUAUAUAACAACGAGUGUCGGCAAGUCUAUAUAUGCAUUAACGAAUAUUUGAAUACGCGAGAUAAACAAAAAUUUCGCUUAUCAGGAUAAUGAGAAACUAGCUCCAUGAACAAUGUAGAUAAAUGAAUGGUCUAAAUGAUGAUGAGAGCAGUAGGGAGGUGGCGUGCAAUCGAAUUGGCUUUAUAGCCAGGACGAAUAUCUCCCAAGAUCAAAUUCGGACAGACAGUAUCCAGCCCGACCCCCCAAUGUCUCACGGGCGACUUUAUAGGAAGAUAAAUCCCGACUCGGCCAGGAAUAGACAUGGGAGAAAACAUUUUGGCGCGAAACUUCAGCCCAAAGAUACUUUAGAAGCAAUUUGCAGAGACUUUGAUGUACCAAUGUACAGCCGGUCAAGUGAAGGUUUCAGGACCAUGUCCUCAGAAUUCCCGCCAACCUAUGAACGCGCCAUGAGUGAUAACAGCGAAACACAUCCCAAAGAACUGCACAGCGCAUUAAUGUUACAGUCAUCCAAUUCUCUUGUAAAGACUCCAUUUGUGAGUGAUGCUCAGGAGAAGUGCAACAUUGUUGAAUACAGUUCUGGCUCAGGCUCUGACACAGACGAUGAAGAUUUUGUAGCUGUUGAUAAGCAGCACUUGUUACGGGAGAUUGAGACUCUGAAGAAGCAGCAGGAAGAGAUGAGGCGUCUGCAGGAAAUGCAUGACAAACGUCUGCAAGAAUUAUUGGAUAGAGAGCCGUAUGUAAAUCGAAGAUUGGAAACCAUACGACAGAGCACCAAACAGACUCAUCAUGUGGCCACUCGCCAGAAAUUGUUGUUUCACAAAGAGGGAGGAAUGAUGUUGGCCCAGGAACACAUCUACGUCCAGCUGGAGCAGCUGUAUGAAAACCUGCAUCGGAUGAACUACCCAACCAAAACAAUCCAGUCGGUGCUAGGCAACAACCCUCAAGACACUUACUGUGAUGCCAACUCUGUUACUGAGAUCAGCACAUUAAGACUGGAGAACAGCAUACUAAAGAAAAAGGUAGCUGAACUGGAAAAAUUAACCAAACCCAGUGCGCUGCCACGAAGAUGCCCCCCUCCACCUUGUAGCCGCGGACAUCUUCAGACUAGCCUGGGACAAAUACAGGCAAAGUCAAUGUCCAAUUUAUUGGACAUUGAUAAUAGUUCAAAAGAAAAAUUUGUUGCAGGUCGGCCCACCUCUCCUCCGCCACUGCCUCUGACUCCACAAGAAAUCAAGCCAGUGGAGGUGACUUUCAAAUGGACGAUAUCUGACUACUCAAAAAAAUUAAGCAAUGAGAAAAUCACUGGCCGCAAAGAAUGUUCAAGUCCCUUUUUCCUGUCUCAUUGUGGUUAUAGGUGUCAGCUAGAGGCAUAUCUAAAUGGCAAUGGAACAGCUAAGCACAAAUGUAUUUCUGUCUUCUUGCGGAUUAUCAAGGGUGACUAUGACCGGUAUCUAAAGUGGCCAGUCAACUUACACCUUGUGGUCAUACUGGUUAACCAGUCAGGAAACCAACAAGACUCUUUAAAGGCAGACGGCAACCAGUUUCAAUACCAAAAACCCUGUGGAGUGGCAGAAACUGAGUCAGACUGUUGGGGUCUGAUUGAAUUUGUCAGCCAUAAGUUGAUGCAGCAGAGAAGAUACAUCAAAGAUGACAGUAUCGUCCUUAAAUGCAGGAUCAUGAUUCUUCCAAUGUAGCCUGUUCUGAAGGAAUAGAAGAAAUGAGCUUGCAUCGCAGGAACGUGUUGAAAUUUCACUUUGGAAGCUCAACACUUUUUCUAAUGUAUUGCCAAGUAUAUUAAAAGGUUUGGUAGUAAAAUCUUCAAAAUCUGGCAUUCAUUUUACCAGUGUACCAGCAAGUAUAACUUGUUCAAGCAUCAUUGACUUUGGAAGUUUAUGAAAGACAGAUUAAAAUUUGAAAAAUUUUGAGAAUCUCGACUCUUAAUGUGAAUUUGAUAACGCUUUAAUGAGUGGCUUUUAUUAUUGGAAUUCAGAAUUGUGGCAUGCCUUUAAGCCCCAUGAAAUUGGGUGUAUUGACAAGGUGUUGAACUAUCAGCUCCUGUUUUCAAGUAAUAUGCUACUUAGAUCAGAUGGAUACCAAUUUAUUGAAAUUCUGUGCCAGUGGAGGCCUUUUAAUGCUGAAAAAUUUAGGAAAUGCUAUUAGCAUUAAAAAUGCUUCAGUAUCUGGUACAAAUGUACAUUAUUCAUGUUACUUUUGACCAGUUUUCGCUCCUUUUGUUCUCUGCAACAGUGCCUCUGGUGCUCGCUCCAAGGUUCCAGUAUUUAUUUCUAGUUUGCAAUCUCUUAGGUUGUACUAUAAAUAUGUCAGAGAUAAUCUGAGGGAGCUAUUUUCUCUGGCCCUUUUAAAGAGUUUUCUUCUCUUUUCUGUGACAUGUUUUUAUUAUGCAAGUUUCUUUUUUUUUUUUUUAAUAAGGUAAAAAAAUAUUUUUUCCCUAAGUUCAUAAAUCUUCUGCUCAAUGAUAGUUGUUAUAUUUAUUUAAAAAAAAUGAAAUAUAUUCUUCUUAUAAACAUUUUCUUUGCUAAUAGUGCUGGUUACUUAUGAAUAUUAUACCAAUGUCAUUAUUUCUUUAUUUAUCUUACAUAUUAACUCAGAAUAAGAUGUGGUAAUAUUUUCAGUAAUGAGACAGAUCUGCCAUUUUUGUAGCAGGUGGUAGAACAAAUAUUGUUGGGAAACAAAUAUUUAUUUGAACAGGUUGAACUCACUGCUUGAGUCAUAACUUCAUGUUUACAGCGAAUGUUGAAUGUAUUAUAGUGGACCAAGAUCCAUUGUACACGAUGUCACUUUUAGAAAUAUGGAGUGUGUAACCUUGGUUAAGCGCCAAUUUUUUUUUUUUAUUUUAAAAUAGGUUCCUCUUUGCAUCUCGCAAACCAUAUUCAUAUCAUAACAUGUCUUACUGGUGAACUUGUAAUAAUCUAAAUGAUAUUUUUUUUCAAAAUUUUAUCUGUGCUUAAUUGACAUAACAUAACAAUAAGAUUUAGAUUUUAAAAGUUCUUUAAAGCCUUUUAUUUUCAACAAUAGCUCACUGAAUGUAGGUGAAAGAUAUUGAAUUUGUAAUUUUUAACUAUUAUAUUCAGUAAUCCAACAAGAUGCAAGAUGAAAUUGUAUUUAGACAUAAUAGCAAUAUACAGUGAUGUAUGGUGACUUGUAUAUAUCUAUAUUGCUGUUAUUUGGUAUUUUCUUCUUGUUUUAUGGGAAGAAAAGUAAAGCAGAAAGAACAAUUAGAUUGUAGGGAUCUAAAAAUACAUGUUUAGUCCUACUCAAGAACUCAAGUCAUUUCAGGCUGCCUGCACUCUGGUCCUGAUUUUGAACCCUGCCCACAGUCAAUCCUGCAGGGGGAAUGUCCACUACUAUAACAAUUCAAAUCUAGUGUGUUGAUGUUUUGCUGUCACCAAACUGCUCAUGUUAUACAAUUAUUGUUUGUCUCAUCAGCUUUGACUCACACUUACUGGCGCUGGUUGUCAGUUUAUAUAUUCCACCAAAAUCUAACAAUAUAUCAUUUUGUAUAUGAUUCAGAUUGUCAACAUGAUGGUCCCGAGUUCAGACCCUGCCCCUGUUCAUCCACUGCCCCUCAUCAUUCCCUGUCCCUCGUCAUUACCCGCCCCUCGUCAUCCCCUGCUAUCCUACAGGUACCAUCUAUUUUGUAUACCAUGGGGGGAGGGGUAUAUGGGAGAAGAUUUCUGUGAUGCUUUUAAGUGCUCAGCAAACAAAUUCAGCAUGAGUUGGGAUUCAAACUCAAUCCCCUUGGUAGGUAGCCAGGUGGUUUUCGCCCUUCAGCCACAUAUGCCACAUAUGACAUCGUUAUUAGUUGUUAUUAGUUGCUUUGGCUUUAUCAUAAGCUUGAUUGUAUAUUCUCCAUUCAUCUACAUUCUACAUGUAUACUGCUGCUCAAUUCAUUUGGAUAUAUACUGGUGUUCAUUUUAUUUUGAUAUAUACCGGUGUUCAUUUCAUUUAGAUCUAUACUGGUGAUUGUAUGAGGGUAUUUUAUUGCUUACUAUUGUGUAAGAAACAAUCUUGAAUAAACAUAUCUCUAAAUUA
Messenger RNA from Biomphalaria glabrata, 4267 nucleotides. RefSeq lists its product as uncharacterized. Gene Ontology annotation, molecular function: protein binding. Bases 337 to 1908 code for a protein of 523 amino acids. The record is from RefSeq and is a predicted model, not a curated record. Lineage: Eukaryota; Metazoa; Mollusca; Gastropoda; Planorbidae. The transcript is spliced from 12 exons.